Messenger RNA from Cottoperca gobio, 4352 nucleotides. Its product is annotated as axin-2-like. The coding region runs from base 343 to 2709 and encodes 788 amino acids. Gene Ontology annotation, molecular function: protein kinase binding; ubiquitin protein ligase binding; beta-catenin binding. The record is from RefSeq and is a predicted model, not a curated record. Gene Ontology annotation, cellular component: beta-catenin destruction complex; plasma membrane; nucleus. Gene Ontology annotation, biological process: negative regulation of canonical Wnt signaling pathway; positive regulation of protein kinase activity; cell development. The transcript is spliced from 11 exons. Lineage: Eukaryota; Metazoa; Chordata; Actinopteri; Perciformes; Bovichtidae.
AACAGCCCGGAGGAUUUCUACCGCCUGCCAUGACUUCUUGAAACACUACCUGGGGAGAAAAGUCGAGGGCAAGACGUUGCUCUGCUUUAUUCGCAGCUUCAUUACAAUUGUCCAAUGUGAUAGGACAUUACAGGACAGAGAACAACGCCGAAGCGGUUGUAGGCACAGCCUGUUGUUGGACUACUUUACUUUAACGUUUUCGAAAAGGGAGGCUACUCGGGUACAUGGAUGAGUGAAGAGAAGCUGAGAAGCUCCCCCGCUGCUUUUAGAGAGUGAGGAGGAUUAGGCUGGAGCUCAGUGGAGGCACGACGGCACUCUCACACGGCAACCGGAGCUGGAGCCAUGAGCAGGGCGCUUACGGAGCACAUCAGCAGUAGCUUCCGAGAAGAUGCUCCUCGUCCUCCGGUACCGGGGGAGGAGGGAGAGGCGUCAUGCUACAACCCCGGCAGAUCUGCCAAAAUGAGAGCCCAGAGCAAGGUUAAAGAUACUCCCGCCGCCGCGCCUCCCGGCUCCACACCGCGGAGGAACGAGGAUGGACUCGGGGAGCCAGAGGGCAGCGCGUCCCCGGACUCACCCCUAGUCCGGUGGACAAAGUCUCUGCAUUUUCUCCUGGGUGACCAAGACGGCGCUCACCUUUUUAGGACCUUUUUGGAGCGGGAGAAUUGCGUGGACACUUUGGACUUUUGGUUCGCCUGCAACGGCUUCAGGCAAAUGGACUUAAAGGAUACCAAAACGUUGCGAGUUGCCAAAGUUAUUUUCAAGCGAUACAUUGAGAACAACAGCAUUGUCUCCAAGCAGCUGAAACCCGCCACCAAGACCUUCAUAAAGGAUAGUAUUAAGAAACAACAAAUAGACUCUGCCAUGUUUGACCAGGCACAGACUGAAAUUCAGUCCAACAUGGAAGAGAAUGCAUACCAGAUGUUUUUGACCUCUGACAUAUACCUCGAAUACGUGCGCACGGGCUGUGAAAACGCGGCAUACAUGAACCAUGGCAGUCUUGGCAGCCUCAAGCUGAUGUGCGGAUACCUUCCUCCUCUCAUGGAGGAAGAGGAGUGGAGUUGUAAUGAUCUGAAGGCAAAAACGUUAGGGUCUGUGGUUGGACUGUCUGCGAAAACCCUGAGGGCUACUGCUACCAUCCGGACAGCAGCUGAAGUGCUGGAGAAUAGUUGCAGGUCCCAUCGUCGAGGAGACCCUGCCAGUCCCUACUUUGUCAACUCCGGCUACAUUUUUGCUCCUGCCACCAGUGCCAACGACAGCGAGAUCUCCAGUGAUGCUACGACAGAUGAUUCAAUGUCCAUGACGGACAGUAGUGUAGAUGGAAUCCCUCCAUAUAAGCUGGGCACUAAGAAGCAACUCCAGCGAGAGAUACAUCGCAGUGUCAAGAUCAAUGGCCAGAUAACGCUACCCCACUUUCCUAGGACGCAUCGGCUGCCUAAGGAGAUGACCCCUGUUGAGCCGUCAGCCUUUGCGGCACAGCUCAUAUCCCGGCUGGAGAAGCUGAAGCGAGAGCAGGACACCAUGAGUUCAUUGGAGGAGAGGCUGCAGCAGAUCCAGGAGGAGGAGGAAAGGGAGGAGAGCGGUGACCCCACCAUCACCACCUCCCUCAAUCACCCUCUGCUCCCGUCUGGCAGCCAGUGCGACGAAGACCCCCAGGCUAUCCUGGACGAGCAUUUAUCCCGUGUGCUGAAGACACCCGGCUGCCAGUCACCAGGUGUGGUUCGGCACUCGCCGCGCUCACGCUCCCCAGAUCGGACAGAUGCUCUGGUGUCCUCUGGCCACGGACCCUUCUUUGGUGCCUAUCCUGGGCCCGCCAAGGUUCUGAUGACAGGCAGGCAAUCCACAAAGCACAUCCACCACCACUACAUUCACCAUCACCACGCUGGGCCCAAGACCAAGGAGGAGAUAGAGGCCGAGGCGGCUCAGCGCGUGCAGUGCCUCUGCCCUCCAGGGGGCGCCAAUUAUUCCGACUUCACCCCUGCUCGCUGCAGCACUUUGUCCAAACGGCCGAUCAAGGCCACCGAUGAGGGCGUGUCUUCCCCGCGCCUUCCCCUAGAUGCCACCGACCGCUCUCAGAAUGUUUGGCAGUGGAUCCUAGAAAGUGAGAGGCAGGGCAAGCAUAAGCCACACAGCACUCAAGGCCUAAAGAAGCCCAACCUGCUCGACUCCAAGACUCUGCCCAGUCGGACUCACUCCUCUUGGGGCGGCGGCGGCAUUGGCAGCGGGGCUCACCUCCGUGGUCACCACCCUGGCCACCCGUUUAUCCAGGACCCGGCCAUGCCACCCCUGCCCCCGCCCAACACCCUGGCACAGCUCGAGGAGGCCUGCCGCAGACUAGAAGAGGUCUCCAAGCCACCGAAACAAAGGCAUUCAACAGCAGCCAGCAUCCUUCAGAGAGACAGGAGCCAUCCAGCAGCUGGAGGCAGCCCGCUUGCCAGCCCUGGACUCCAAGCAGACGAGUCUAAGGAGCUCGUGGUCACCUACUUCUUCUGUGGUGAGGAGAUCCCUUAUCGCAGCAUGAUGAAGACCCACUGCCUCACCCUGGGACACUUUAAGGAACAGCUUAGCAAGAAAGGCAACUACCGGUACUACUUCAAGAAAGCAAGCGAUGAGUUUGAGUGUGGUGCCGUGUUCGAGGAGGUGUGGGAGGAUGCCGGCAUGUUGCCCAUGUAUGAGGGCAAGAUCCUGGGCAAGGUGGAGAGGAUGGACUAAAAGCCACUUUGUUGCCAACCAACCAAUGCCCUUCCCCUGCCCAACCAAAAGCUAAACUGUCCCUAAAAGAAACUUGAGCAAGAGACUCUUUGUAAUUAACAAAAAUACUCUGGACUCCUUUUUUUUUGUUUUUUUUUUCUAUUUCUUAAUAUUAAGCUAAACAGAGUUAAUAUAUCCAGCACAAGAGGAGUGAUUGAAGGAAGACGAGCCAAUGAAGUAUGCCGAACCCAGAGGAGGUUCCGCCCCUCCCUGACUUUAUCAACCAAUCAGCCUUAGAAACACAAGGGAAUGAUACGAAUUUAAAAAACAACAUGAUGAUGAUGAUUGGAGGCCAGUGGGGGGGAGACCCCGCCUCUUGAAUAUAACCACUGAAGAUGUAGAUGACUGUUUUGUUGUGAUGUGAUGAGAGACUGAUGUUCACGCCGCCUUUCCCCGCCGAGUGCGACGGACUAGCAGGCACUGAUGACGCAGAGCCACCAACCUGCUCUCAACACUCCAACAUUGAUACUAAAACGUCUGUACAUGUGCAUAUACAUACAUGCAUAUAUGUAUAUAUACAUGUAUCAUAUAUAGAGAUGCUUUUUGUCAUGAGUUGAAAGUUUUUAUUAAGUAUUUAUUGAAAAGAAACCCACUCUUUUUCCCGUUCCUAAGUCUUCUUAAACCUGUGUCCCUCCCCCUCCCUAUUUCCAGCCAAUGGGCAAGCUGCUUUGAAUGUUGGGAGAAUACUGUGGUGAUAUUGUUUAGUGUUUGUUUUUGUCUGUUUUUACUUUACACAAAGGAUGUGACACUAGCCUAGCACCUCCCAUAGCCUUGUCGCCCCGUCUGAUCCAAACUAACAACCUUAGCAGUGGUCUUGUUCCGAGGCGCACUCGCUCUUCCAUUCUAAUGGUCAAUCCCAGUCUUAUAUGCUGCUGAUAGUUUGUAAUGUUAAGUUUGUCUCACUAGUAUUUCCUCUCCCUCGUUCUCCCCCUCCCUCUCUUUGUCUCAGUCCGGCGACAGAGCUCAAUCUUUUUUGUUGUGCCUUUGUUUGUAAAUCAGGCAUUGCACGAGGGGUGGGGGGGGUGAACACAGUUGCAGAAACACACAGAGAGGAGACCUGGAGCACAAGCUGUACCAUCUAAUAAUGGCAGUGUUUACAGCCCGCACACCAAAAUAACUUGCGCUAACAAGUUCGGGUCACUUAGAGCGACUUCUCGAGGAAGUUAGCUAUCGUGUCAAAAAAACAGAAAAAGAAAAAAAGUGAAGAAUUAUGGCUCGGAUAUCCUUUGAAUGUUGUUACAGUAACAUCGUAUAUAGCAGAGCUCCUGUAUACAUUGUAAUUAUGCAUUCUGAAGUAUGGAUACUGACACAUGUGAUGCACACACACACACACACACAUAAACAACACACACACAGUAUCGCUGGUGUUUUAUGAGUACAGCACCUGUGCCUACAUGGAUGCCAUACCAUGUGCUACCCUGUUUCAGGGUUUUAAUAUAUAUCCCUUGGUUUUCAGAAGGGUUUUAUGUUGAAAAGAUAUUUUUAUGCUUUUAAUAAUAUCCUGUAAUCAUGUUGUUUUGUUUGUUUUUACACCACGGCCUUUUGUUUUGUUUCAUUCUAUCUAAACUGUAAAUUAUACAUUAUAUAAAGAGUUUCAUUUAAAG